This is a messenger RNA of Plasmodium vivax (malaria parasite P. vivax), 1363 nucleotides long. RefSeq lists its product as hypothetical. Lineage: Eukaryota; Apicomplexa; Aconoidasida; Haemosporida; Plasmodiidae. The transcript is spliced from 3 exons. Gene Ontology annotation, biological process: vesicle budding from membrane; late endosome to vacuole transport via multivesicular body sorting pathway. The record is from RefSeq and is a predicted model, not a curated record. The coding region runs from base 251 to 946 and encodes 231 amino acids. Gene Ontology annotation, cellular component: multivesicular body.
GUUGGAAAAAAAAAAAAAAAAAAAUAAACGCACGUCAGGACAUGUACGCAAAUAAACACUCGUGCCGACCAUCAACACGUUUUAGCAGCACAGGGGGACAUAAGUGGAAAACGCACAAUUUUGCAACAACACAAAUAUUUGGGGAAGGGCAAAUUGCUAACCUGUUCAGCUGAGCGGACAAAUACAUUUCAGUCAAGGGGAUAAGAAACCGCGCUCCUGUGAAGCAUUUUUACAAAACAGACAAGCGAACAUGAAAUUUUUCAAGCCUAAGAAGGAGCACACGCUGGACGACGCAUAUGGAAACCUGGAGAAGAGCGUGAAAAGCAUUGAUGAAAAUAUCGACAAGUACAACAAGGAGCUCAACAUCAUUAAGCAAAAAAUUGAGGAGGAAAAGAAAAAGAAGCCAGUCAAUCAACACGCCAUUAAUAACUUGAGAAACAAAGCGGCCAUCAUCAUUAAGAGAAAAAAAACGUAUGAAAGUAAUAAAGAAAAUACGCUCGGAAUUCAAUUUAAUAUAGACCAAAUAAAAUAUGCAAAUGAUAAUGUGCAAAUGUCAAUUGAUACCUGUAAGGCUCUGGAGAGCACAAGCAAAAUUAUGAAAAAAAAUAUGAAAAAAGUGAACAUUGCAAAAAUAGAAAAAUUGCAGGAUGACCUUUUUGAUUAUAUGGAAGAGGUAAAAGAAAUUGGGGAAGUUUUGUCUUCCUCUUAUGAUAUUCCCCUAGAGUUGGACGAAAACGAAAUUGAUGCAGAGCUGUCCCUAAUCGAGGAUAGCAUCAUAGACGAACAGGUUGAGGAUAACAUUACUGAUUAUUUAGAGAGUGACAAAGUGGAAGAGAAAGAGGAAAAGGCGCCGGAGCAGGAAAUGCCUGUCACGGAAAAAAACACAGAAUUUGUUAAAAAUAAAGCAAACCAGAGUGAAAGUUACUAUACGCAGAAGGAGAGCUAAGGUGGAAAAGGCGACCCUCAGUGGUAUGAAUGUUCGUUGCAGUUAAAGUGGGUCAAGUGAGAAAAAAAAACACACAAAAAAGGGAGAGAUAGGAUGGGGGGGUUAACCACUGCACUGCUCUUCUUCUCUCAUAAGCUGCUUACACAGGUGUGUGCAUUUAUUUACCCCCGCAUUGGGGCUCCACAACUGCGAGCCGUACACUUUUCGCUUCAACGCCCUCGCAUGGGCAAGGUAAGCGGUUUAAUAUUUGAACAUGUUAUCGUAGUGGCACGUACCACAUUUUGUGUGCACCCCUGCUGAAUUAAUGUAGAAGGUAUUCCUUUUUUUUGGGGAGGCCUUUAUUUUUUUUUUUUUUUUUUUUGUAAAUUAUCGAAUCCUUUUAACGCCUUUUUUAUGCCCCAAGUGUGGCACCCAUAU